UCUCUACCAUACACUACCAUUCUUCAUCUUCUCCUUCUUCUUCUUCUUCUCUCUCUUAACACUAUUAACGCCCACACACACACCAACCACGCCAUCGCAAACCCUUUCCUUCCUUCUUUCAUACUUAGGCUUAGUCGGCGGUGCCCGCCUCACUCGCUCACACACAUGUCGUCCUCCGGCGCCGGCAGGUACAUGGCCUUCCCUCCGUCGCCGUCGCCCUCCCCCUCAGCCCCUCACUCCCCUCACAUCUCCGGUCUCCGCUCUCCUGCCUCCUCCGCCCUCCUCGAGCACGACAAAUAUCUCACUGAGUUAUUGGGAGAACGUCACAAGAUCAGUCCAUUCAUGGCUGUGCUUCCACACAGCUAUCGAUUGUUAAACCAAGAAAUUUUGCGUGUAACCACACUAUUCGGGAAUGCAUCAGUUUUAGGUCAAAGUGGGCUUGAACAUGCUAGCCCCCUGGCUACCGGAGGAAUAUUUUCAAAUGGAGGUGCCGAUGUGAAUGGAUGGGCAUCACGAUUUCAAUCAGAAAUGCCAAGCUUGUUACAGUCUUCAUCAACACAAAACUGGCUGAGUCCACAAGGUGGCUCAUCUGGUAUUAUCGUUAAAAAGACAGUCAGAGUUGAUAUUCCUGUGGACGCAUAUCCAAAUUUUAACUUUGUUGGUCGCCUCCUAGGGCCCAGAGGAAACUCAUUAAAACGCGUAGAAGCAAGUACAGACUGUCGUGUCUUGAUCAGAGGCCGAGGUAGCAUUAAGGAUCCAACCAGGGAGGAAAUGAUGAGAGGGAAACCUGGAUAUGAACAUCUGAAUGAACCUCUCCAUAUUCUGGUAGAGGCAGAAUUACCAGUCGAAAUCAUAGAUGCUCGCCUGAUGCAGGCACGUGAAAUACUUGAAGAUUUGCUUAAGCCUGUGGAUGAAUCUCAGGAUUUCUACAAGAAGCAGCAGCUGCGGGAACUAGCAAUGCUCAACGGCACUCUUCGAGAGGAGGGUUCUCCAAUGUCUGGUUCUGUUUCACCCUUCCACAACAACCUUGGUAUGAAAAGGGCCAAAACCAGGGGGUAAUGUGUUCUAAGAGCUUGUGUUAAUUUUAUACAAGAGCACAUAGCAUGCUACAGGUAUUGCUGUUCAGCGGGUGCCCCGAGCUGCAUCACCGUCGGGGCACUGGCACCACAGUGCCAGUUCUAACUUGUUCUAUGUGCAGUGUGUUUAUAUUCCGUUUGAGAGAGGUUUAAGUAUGGUAGCACGUAGUAAUGGUCCACUUGAGUUUGGUGAAUUCGCUAUUUUGAGUUGAUUAGGCGGUUUGCUUAGAUAUUCAUCAAAUGUGUUUAUAUAUGGCUUAUAUUUUAAGCUUGCGAUGACAGUUUUGGUAUGCUGUUGGAAUUGUGAGGAAGAUACUGUGUCAACUGUCCCCUGCUUUUGAGGCACAUAACAUAAUAUCUACUUUAAUUCGGGUAUGCUAUGUAUGGGUCAUGUAUUUGUAAUCUCAGCUGUAGAUUAUCAUUGUCAAAAUGCAUCUCAUUUUCUAUUGUCCUUACGAUUA
Molecule: messenger RNA, 1537 nt
Organism: Arachis stenosperma
Lineage: Eukaryota; Viridiplantae; Streptophyta; Magnoliopsida; Fabales; Fabaceae
Product: KH domain-containing protein At5g56140-like
Exons: 7
Coding region: 166-1059 (297 amino acids)
Biological process (GO): regulation of mRNA splicing, via spliceosome
Cellular component (GO): nucleus
Molecular function (GO): mRNA binding
Source: RefSeq, a predicted model, not a curated record